UAGUUUGCCAGUAAUGCGUUGCAUCAGACACAGUAAACAGAGCCCAGGAGAUCUGGAUCUUAGUCAAGACAACCAAUAGAUCACUAAUUUUUUGUGAAGUGCAAACUCUGUGAAGAAAUCCAAUAAUUUACCUUGGAAGCCUCUCACUUAUUACUAAAGGCGAUGUCUGCCCCCAACGUGUUGCGAGUUGGAACGGCAGAAAACAUUUUCGUGGAGUGCCAAGACUGUACUACAAGCGACGUGGUCAGCAUCACCGUGCUGAACCAUCCAACCAAAGCAAGAAGGCUGGCGAAUACAUCUGUCACCCUUACUAAGGAGAACAAAUUCCAAGGCUUGGGACAAAUUAUAAUCCCUGCUGAAGACUUCAGUAUGAAUCCCAACAUGAAGCAGUUUGUGCACCUGCGAGCUGAAUUCUCUGGUGUAGAGCUAGAGAAGGUUGUCUUAGUGUCCUUCCAGUCGGGCUACAUCUUCAUUCAGACUGACAAGACCCUCUACACUCCCAACAGCAAAGUCCACUACCGGAUUUUUGCACUGACACCCAGCAUGGAGCCCGUGGAGAGGAGUAAUAUCACAGACGCUUCUGUUAUCAUUGAACUAGUGACCCCUGAUGGCAUCACUUUACCACUUGAGCAAGUCUCUCUGAAAUCAGGGAUCCACUCUGGAAAUUACCAGCUCAAUGAAAUUGUCAGUACUGGACUGUGGAAAGUGGUGGCAAAGUUCCAUAGAAACCCACUACAGAGCUACUCUUCAGAGUUCGAGGUAAAAGAAUAUGUUCUUCCCAGUUUUGAAGUGAAACUUUCAUCUGAGAGCCCCUUUUUCCAUGUGGAUGAUGAAAGCAUCACCAUCAACAUCAAAGCCAGUUAUCUGUUUGGCGAAGAGGUUCAUGGCACAGCCUAUGUGGUGUUUGGGGUUGUGUAUCAGGAUCAGAAGAAGAGCUUUCCAAGUUCUCUUCAGAGAGUGCAGAUCAAUAAAGGUGAUGGAAAAGUCAAACUGCUGAGAGAGCACAUCACAGAGACUUUCCAAAACAUAACCGACCUGGUAGGGAGUCCCAUAUAUGUAGUUGCCACUGUGAUGACAGAGAGCGGUAGUGAAAUGGUAGAGGCAGAGUUGAGAAAUAUCCAGAUUGUCACAUCCCCAUACACCAUCCACUUCAAGAAAACACCCAAAUAUUUCAAACCAGGAAUGUCCUUUGAUGUUGUGCUUGAAGUUUUGAAUCCUGAUGGUACUCCAGCACAAGGUAUCCUAGUAGUGGUGGAUCCAGGCCAGGUGAAGGGCUACACUGCAGCCAAUGGCAUGGCAAGGCUUACCAUCAAUACAGCCCAGACAAUUAAAUCCCUGACAAUUAACGCGAACACCAGUGUUCCUAAUAUCAGCCAAGCAUCAGCCACCAUGGUAGCUCACGCAUAUACCACCAAAAGUGGCAGUUACAUCCACAUAGCGGUGGAUGCAUCUGAGGUAAGACUAGGAGACAAUCUGAAAAUCAGCCUUAUCAUCAAGCAGCCUUCAAACGCACUUCAAAAUCACGUCACAUACCUGAUUAUGAGCAGAGGUCAACUGGUGAAAUAUGGCCAAUAUGAGACAGGAGCAAUGAUUUCUAUGACACUCAUCAUUACCAAAGAAAUGCUGCCAUCAUUCCGCAUCAUAGCCUACUGCCUUACAAAUGACAAUGAAGUGGUAGCAGACUCUGUUUGGGUGGAUGUCAAAGACUCCUGCAUGGGCUCAUUGGAGCUGGAAGCUUUAAAACUUGCUCCAUCAUAUCUUCCUGGUAAGAUGUUUGGUCUGAAGGUCACUGGAGACCCAGGAGCCACAGUGGGACUGGUGGCAGUUGACAAAGGCAUCUACGUCCUAAACAACAAGCACCGCCUCACGCAGGAAAAGAUAUGGGAUGUAGUAGAGAAGUCCGAUACAGGCUGCACACCUGGUGGAGGGAAGGAUGGCGUGAAUGUCUUUUACGAUGCCGGGCUGUUGUUUGAGUCCAACAAGGCUUCUGGGACCUCCUACAGACUAGAAUUAAAAUGUAAAGCUACCCACAGGAGAAAACGAGCUACCACGAUACUGGACAUCAGGACCAGCUUAAUGAGUCAAUAUGAAGACCAGCUGCAACGCGAAUGUUGUUUGGAUGGCAUGAUGGACACCCCCCUGUCAUACACUUGCGACAGGCGCAGUGAGUACAUCACGGAUGGUGCAGCCUGCGUCGAGGCCUUCCUGCACUGCUGCAAGGAGAUGGGAAGCCAGCGAGCUGAGAGGAAGCAUGACAGCCUCAUGCUGGCUCGUAGUGAGGAUGAUGAGAGUUACAUGGACACCAAUGAAGUUGUUUCUCGUACUAAUUUUCCUGAAAGCUGGCUGUGGUCAGAUAUGAAACUGCCUGCUUGUCCUGCAAAAACACCUAACUGUCGUGCAUCAGAUCAGACACAAUUCCCUUUGAAAGACUCAAUCACAACCUGGCAGUUCACUGGCAUCAGCCUAUCAAAAACUCAUGGUAUCUGUGUGGCCAAACCAUUAGAGGUCAUUGUGCGGAAGGAGUUCUUCAUUGAUCUUAGGCUGCCUUACUCUGCUGUCCGUGGAGAGCAGCUAGAAAUUAAGGCAAUCCUCCACAACUACAAUAGUGAGCCUAUCACUGUGCGUGUGGACCUGAUUGAGAAAAAGGAUGUGUGCAGUGCAGCCUCUCGACGUGGGAAGUAUCGUCAGGAAGUCACAGUUGGGCCCCAGACUACAAAAUCUGUACCUUUCAUCAUUAUUCCCAUGACACAUGGACAGCUUCAUAUUGAGGUCAAAGCAGUUGUUAAAGACUCGGGGCUGAGUGAUGGAAUCAAAAAGAAUCUGCUGGUGGUGCCCGAAGGCAUCCUCUCAAAAUCUUUGAAGAUUAUGACUCUAGACCCUGCUAAGAAGGGUGUAGAUGGAAAACAAGAAGUAAUUCUGAACAGUGAAAUUCAAGGGAAAGAUUUGGUUCCAAACACACCUACUGGGACACACAUAUCUGUGACAGGAAGAGAGCAGAUAAGCGCAUUGGUGGAGAACGCUAUUAGUGGGAAAUCAAUGGGUACUCUGAUCAAACAGCCUGGAGGCUGUGGAGAGCAGAACAUGAUCGGCAUGACCCUGCCUGUCAUUGCAACCACCUAUUUGGACAAAACCAACCAGUGGGAAACUGUUGGCAUUGACAAGCGUACAGAAGCACUUGAACACAUCAAGACUGGCUACCGGAAUGAGCUUACCUACAGGAAAAGUGAUGGAUCUUUUGCUGUGUUCGAGAAUUAUCAAGGCAGCACCUGGCUGACAGCCUAUGUUGCCAAGGUGUUUGCCAUGGCCAGCAGUCUGGUGCAAAUAGGAAAUGAUGUCAUCUGUGGAGCCGUCAAGUUUCUGAUUUCCAAUACACAACGAGCUGAUGGCUCAUUCACGGAAGUUGGAACAGUUAUCCAUGGAGAGAUGAUUGGUGAUGUACGCGGUACAGAUUCAGAUGCUUCCAUGACGGCUUUCUGUCUCAUUGCCAUGCAGGAGUCACGCACACUAUGUACUGCCACUGUUAAUGAUUUGACAGCCGCCAUAAACAAAGCAGUAAACUACCUGGAAGGACGUCUAGAUGACCUCAACAAUUCAUAUGCAGCUGCAAUGACAUCAUAUGCCCUGGCAAAUGAAAACAAAAUGGACCUGAAGAUCCUCUUCAAAUUUGUCUCCUCAGAGUUAACCCACUGGCCUGUACGUGACACACAUCUUUUUACACUGGAGGCCACAGCUUACGCCCUUCUGGCUCUGGUCAAGGCCAAGGAAUUUGAGCAGGCCGGCCCUGUUGUCAGAUGGUUCAACACACAGCAAAUUGAUGGCGGAGGCUAUGGAUCAACUCAGGCUACUAUAAUGGUGUACCAGGCAAUAGCUGAGUACUGGAUUAGUGCAAAUGAAGAAGAGUAUGAUGUGAAUGUGGACAUUAUGUUUCCUGGAAGGGCAAAACCUGACAAGUUCAACUUCAACAGAAAUAACCACUAUGCUACCAGAUCAUCCAAGAUCAACAAAAUAAACCAGAAUGUGACAGUGAUUGCCACAGGUUAUGGAGAAGCAACAGUGAAAAUGGUGUCGCUGUAUUAUGCACUGCCUAAAGAAAGGGAAAGCGACUGUCAGAAGUUUAACCUGUCUGUGAAGCUCAUCCCAGAGAAUACGCAUGAGGAUGAGAACACAUUCAAGCUGAUAAUAGAGGUUUUAUUUAAGGACAAAGAGCGUGAUGCAACUAUGACAAUCUUGGAUAUUGGCUUGUUAACUGGUUUUACAGUUGACACUGAAGACCUGAAAAGAUUGUCCAAAGGACGUGACCGUAUCAUUUCAAGGCAUGAGAUGAACACAGUCCUGUCAGACAGAGGCUCGCUCAUCAUCUACCUAAACAAGGUUUCUCACACAAAACAAGAAGAGAUUGCUUUUAGAAUCCAUCAGAAGCUCAAAGUGGGAGUCUUACAACCAGCCGCUGUGUCUGUCUAUGAAUACUACGAUCAUCAGCACAAUAAAAAUCUGCCUUGUGUUAAGUUCUACCACCCAGAGAGGAGAAGUGGAGAACUACUGAGGCUCUGUAAAAAUUCUGAAUGCACAUGUGCUGAAGAGAACUGCAGCAUGCAGAAGAAGGAAAAAAUCAGCAAUGAUGAGCGCACAACUAAAGUCUGUGAGACUAAAGUGAACAACAAAAUAGAUUUUGUGUACAAAGUGAGGCUGGAAGAUUUUACAGACGGUUUAUCCACUGACAUUUACACAAUGCGGGUUAUGGAAGUCAUCAAAGAAGGGAGUUAUGAUGAUUGUCGAGGGAAGUCAGUGGAAGGAGCAAGUGAAGGAGCCUGUGAUGUGGGUCCACGAGGUAAACUGCGUGCAUUCCUCAGCUAUCAGCACUGCAGGGUGGCUUUAAACCUGAAAAUAGGCAAAACCUACCUCAUCAUGGGCAUGGCCAGAGAUAUUCACGUAGACAAAGAGAAGGAAACGUAUCAGUAUGUACUCGGUGAGAGAACCUGGAUCGAGUACUGGCCCACAGAAGAAGAGUGUCAGACUGAGGAACACAGACCUACCUGUUUGGGCAUGGAGGAGAUGGAACAGCAGUACACAUUGUUCGGAUGUCAGGCCUAAAAGAAAUACAUUUGUUAGAUUGCUUAAUUUUUGCAUUACUUUCACGUCAGACUUUGAGUGCCAUAAGAUACAAGUUGGACAAAAUUUCUGAUGCAUCCUGUCGAUAUAAAAUACAAUGAUAUUUUAUGUGA
Scatophagus argus is the source of this 5222-nucleotide messenger RNA. Its product is annotated as complement C3-like. Bases 163 to 5091 code for a protein of 1642 amino acids. The record is from RefSeq and is a predicted model, not a curated record. Gene Ontology annotation, molecular function: endopeptidase inhibitor activity; protein binding. NCBI's taxonomy places the organism in Eukaryota, Metazoa, Chordata, Actinopteri, Scatophagidae. The transcript is spliced from 44 exons. Gene Ontology annotation, cellular component: extracellular region.